Molecule: messenger RNA, 752 nt
Organism: Effrenium voratum
Lineage: Eukaryota; Dinophyceae; Suessiales; Symbiodiniaceae
Source: the annotation of a GenBank genome assembly
UGGGAAAUGGCCGGAGUGCAGAAGCUAGAAGGGAAGCCUGCCAUGGUUCCUCUUCUGGAUCUUUGAGCGGCCAGGCUUCUCAAGCCAAUGAUUUGAAGCUCUUGGUCAAGCCUGGCCUUUGGUGACUCGCUUUCUUUGGGUAUUCUCACGUGGCCUGCGCAAGGUGCGCGCAAUCCGUCGGUAGUUGCUGAGGAACCACGAAGAUCAGCUCACUAAGAUGAAUGCCUUCGGGGCCUUUCCGCGCCUGUGCUCUACACGCUGCGCAAAUGCUGACCUGGACGCAGGGCGGCUUCCACUCCUGCACAGCAACCCAAAGGUUUGGGACAAGACCGUGUUGCCAAGUCAGCCUGGCAAGCACACAUUUGCAGGUGGCGCACAAAGAAGGAUUUUGCUGCUUACUACUGCCCCAAAGAGGGAGCAGACGUGGCUCGCCUUCUUAUUUUUGCUUCUGCAGAAAACGCUGACGGCGCAAACGUCCAGUUUCUUUUUUAACCGUCUGCAAAUGCAGGUCAAGCAUUUUGCUUCCAAAGCGUACGCGCGCAAAAGUUCGAACCAAUGCGUAACAUUUUUGGAUCGAUGUUUGUUUGGUGCUGCUAAUGUAAGAUGAUUCAUGAAUCAUGAAAGUUUCCGAGGCAGCUCAACCUCUGUCCGGCUUCUUGAAGUAAAUUUUAGCUUUUCAGGCACGCUGAAUAGGGUGGGGCUUUGUGGUUGCACCGGUUUCACCUAGGCUCAGGCAGCCGCGCCAAGAGUCC